GCCAUCGAGAUGACACACAUCAUCAUUGGAAACGAAUUCGAAAAGCGAUUUGAAAUAAAAAAUAAAAAAAAUGUUUAUCAUGUAUCAAAAAAGUGGAAAAUUUUGUUAUUGUAGAUUUAACUACUGAUGUCUUUUAAAUUGUUGGCAUUUUUAUUUACAGUUUUAUCGUUAGUUUAUCUGUUGAAAAUUAGUGAUUAUUAUAUUUGUUGAUUGUUAUUCUAAAACGAAUUGUUUGAGAUGUCACAUUGAAUGAGCUUCGAAGUGGAUCGUUACACGCCGGCCUGGGCACACGUAGCCCUCUGUGCUGACCUCACUUGGGCCUCCGAACCACCAGAUGACUUUAUCAUAGCCAAUCAGCGUCUAUUGGCACAACACUGCCGUGUUUCGCAAAUAUUACAGGACCAUACGAUAGAGUCUUCGCAAAAUUCAACGAACCGAUGUGAUGCAGCGGAGAAACACAUUGAUAAUGCCAGAGCAAGUGGGCAAAGAAGUGUGAAAGACGUGAUACCGGAAUCUAGACUGGCUCAAUUUUAUGGAAACUUUUGUUACGACGAACACAGAGAGAGCUGCUACACAAACCCAAAUGACAUCAGGAUUCGCCCUUACUGCGCUCAGGGAUACGACAACACCGAUGUCACCGAAUGCUGGAUGUUACCAGAGGUUGAGUAUUGGUUUCGUAAGCUGAUGGAAGAUCCCUCGGAACGCAGCAUGGUGCCACGACGACGCAGGCAGUACCGAAUACCAGCUGAUGACGAUUUCGAGCGCUGGAGCCCGAUUGGCGCACGGAAUCUAGAGGAGGCGAGCCUGGAGGCCAGAGUGCGGAGUGUACGUCAAUUGUGGGAGAAAGAAGAACCAAAGCCACAGCCCACUCCACCCCAGAACUCUAGGAAGAUGAGGGCACGCCGCAGACAGCCCCGACGACUCAGCGCCCUGGCCCCCCCUCCGCCCCUCUAUUCUUUGGACACUUCAGCGCAACUAGUCUGUGACCCGACUUGUAAGUUCCAUUUUGAAUCUCCUAGAGCGCCGAGCGCUGACUUUCAGCGUGCAAUAAGCCGCUACUCCGCGAGUAUGCAGGCAUUAAUGCGAGCCACUGCGGCCAGGUGUCCCUUGUACCGGGGAACUAAUGUGAGCCGAUACGCUCCCACCGGACAGAGACCCUUAAGAUGCUCAGAUAGACGCUGCAUAUGGUGGCCGAAAGAUCCCCAGCAACCUAACAAGUAUAACCAAACAAAAAUACGUUCAAAACCACAAGCCCAGCCUGUUUCAACUGAUGAGGAAUUGGACAGGACUGAAAAUGUUAAAACACCAGAAGAACCUCUCGAAAGAUCGAACCAAGACAUCGAGGAUGACAUAGAAAAGCCAGAUAGCCCAAAACUAAGAGAUAAAAUAGUGAUAAAAGAUGAUCAAAUGGCCUCUACUAGUACAGCUCCGACUACAAAUUCUGAACGAAAGAAACGACUCUACAGCACCGUCCUUAGCAUGAGUCCUCCAAUAAACAUAGCAGCAAGCUGCAUAAGAAUAAACAAGCUUUCACCGGGAAUUUUAAAACUCAAUCCAAAAAUUGUACUACAGACACGCCUAAGAACUUCAACUGUAGAUAACAAAUUUGAGGAGCUGGAAAAAGAAGCAUUAGAACAAUAUAAGGCAUCAGACGAAAGCAUUGAUUCUAAAUUUCAAGAACUAGAAAAAGAAGCUGUAGAACAAUAUAACACAAGUAACAGUAACACAAGCUGCAGUAGUGGUAAUUCUGGAGAAAAGAAACUCAACUCUACCAUGGAUAUCAAGAAAUCAUUAAAAUUUCAAAAGGAUAAAUCGGUUGAUAGCGUUGUUAUUUACUCCCAAAACUUUCCGGAUCUCAAUGCAAGAGGGCACAGUAGCGUAACGAAUCUAAAAAACUGCCAUGUCCCCCAUAGGGGGGAAAAAAAAGAACUGAACCACAGAUUGUGUAAAGCUUCUAAAAAGAACAAAUCAGAGUCACUUCAAGCUGCGUCUGACACAGAUUAUGAAUCCAGACACAAUAAAGCCAGUCAUAAAGGUGCUAUGCAUUGGACACUUCACCUGAUGCCACCAAAAAAGAGACACUUGUCUUCUUGUGUUUCGGAUUUUUCUUCAGAUGAUGACUUCGGAGAACCACCAGGUUUUGUUAAAGACAGGCCUUGUAUUAAGCACCACUUAACUGGAAAAUUUAAAAUGUCGGCCCAUGGUGCAGGAGAUUUACAGCCAAUCAUAAGAAAAACAUAGAAACAUGCAAAUUAAUGUAAGCUAGAAUAGUCAAAAAAUUGUUCAGUAUGUUUAUGAGGUCAAGUAAGAGAAUGUAACAAUUUGAAGCUAUCAAUGUGAUCAAAAACAUAUUUUUACUAGUCAUAAAUAAUUUGUAUAUAUAUUUUUGUAUUUGACUUUACUUGAUAUUUAAGAAAACAAUUUCAAAUAAUGAAAAUGUUACACUGAAAAUUGCUUAGAUGUUGAGUUAUGAAAAAAUAAAUAUUUAUAUUUAUUUGUA
Messenger RNA from Pieris brassicae (large cabbage white), 2500 nucleotides. RefSeq lists its product as uncharacterized. Bases 250 to 2241 code for a protein of 663 amino acids. NCBI's taxonomy places the organism in Eukaryota, Metazoa, Arthropoda, Insecta, Lepidoptera, Pieridae. The transcript is spliced from 7 exons. The record is from RefSeq and is a predicted model, not a curated record.